Neocloeon triangulifer is the source of this 1403-nucleotide messenger RNA. RefSeq lists its product as uncharacterized. The transcript has 3 exons. Lineage: Eukaryota; Metazoa; Arthropoda; Insecta; Ephemeroptera; Baetidae. The record is from RefSeq and is a predicted model, not a curated record. The coding region runs from base 601 to 1188 and encodes 195 amino acids.
AUAACGAUGUUUGGAUUUGUAUGAUUUGUUUCAUUUGUUUAUCUAUACAAGUAUUUAAAGUAUAAAGGACAAAAAGAGGCAUAAAAGUAUUUUCGAGUAUUGUUGAAUUAGUGUCUUUUUUUUAGAUAAAAAUUUAGUACUGCGGAAAUUUUAGAAGAACAUUAAAAUUGAAAUAUCCAUAGCAAUUUAUUUCAUUUUGAUUUAAAAAAAAGUUUUGACAAAAAAAUGUAUUUUUCCAUAGUGAUUUGGAUUUAAAGUCGGCUUUUCCUUAAUGAGUUUUUUUGAGUUGUUUUUAUUGUUCGAGAAAAAAUUUGGAAAAAAAAUCCUGCUCUAUAUGUUUUGGCUGCGGGCUGCAGCCAAUAUUCACCAAUAAUUUUUUUAAUACAAUUUUCAACGAGGAACAGCUCGUUUUCUUCACUUAUAAAAAAUUGUUCUAAAUGCACCGUGUGGUGGCAGCAACCACCAUGGAAUUGUGAUUUAUCUAAUCUUAAUUGCGCUGUUACUCCCCGUAUACUUAAGUUAAAUGCUUCACAUAGACGAGGAACUUGUGAGAAUAAAAUACAUACUAAGCAAGCAUCUUCAACUCAAAACGCAUACAAAAUGCAUGUUGGCCGCAGCUAUAAAUAUUUUUUACUCAUUUUAAUCGCCGCGUAUUUUUCGUGGCUAAUAAUAAUGCCCUUUAAAAAGCGUGCAGUUUUCGUGAAGUACAAAAAAUCUUUAAGGGACCCAUACAAUCAGUUGGAAAUUGACAGAACUGUUUUCGGACCCGACCUCAAGAAGGAAAUCGCCAAAAAAUUCAACGUACCUCUUGCAAUGCCAGACAAAAUUGCUGCUGGAUUACGUUUUAAUGCUUCUUGCGCCAAAUACACGCCUCCGAUGAAAAUAACUUUCAGCAACAUUUACUGGCAAGUUCAAGAAAUAAAUAGCAUCGAAGUCACGAACUUUAUGUAUGGCGCCUACUUUGACAACCGGACGACUAUCAGUGCUGUUCGCAUCGUGGCAUUUCUCACUAAAUUUGUUGAUAACGAGACGAGCCUCUACUGUCAACUGUGGUUUGAGGAUGAACGGAAACCAGCAAUUGACAAACCAAAUUCGGACCAGAAAAAUGAACCUUCAUCCGUACUUGAUCACUUGCAACAUUCCCUCGAGCAUGUCGGGCAAGGUUCCCGCUUCAGUAUCUUUGGUUGAAGCUCCCUGUGAUGAGGCGAGCAACAACCUCAGAGUCAUUUACAACCCUUUGCCUGCGGGUGAAACGAAAAAAGACUUCCUCGUCUGCGUCAAAGCUCUCUUUUUUCCGUACAAGCCACAUAUGGCUGUCAGGAUUGUCGAGUGGAUUGAGUUGCUCAAAAUUUUGGGAGCUCAAAAAAUUGUAAUUUACAAUUUUCAGGUAAUUGAAUGUGAAA